CAUGCAGGUAGCCACUAAUGAUAUGGUUUACAGUAAACAAAACCAUAAACUGAGGAACAAGAAAUAGGAAAACUAAACAGAACUAGAUGUGAAUCAGGGAUGGAAACAGAGAAUCGCUUUUCUCACCUGGAGGAAGAACCUAAACAUUUCUGACACUAAAUUUUCACUUAUUUUUUCUGUGUUGCAGAUCAACUUCAAACUGAAGAUUGAUGUGGCUCUGAACUCGCCAUCAUGGAUCAGAGUGAGGAGCUGAAAGAAGGAGAAACUUUGCCUCAAACUGAGAACCAGAGCAAAGCCAAGAGAAAACAAUCUGAAGAUGAACUGGAACCAGAAUCCUGGGAAAAUAGGUCCAAAGGGGAUUUUAUUGAUUUUAAAUCAAACCAGCCUUCAUCUAGAAAGAGAGUUCAGGACUCCCAUCCCAGCUGUUCAUCUGGACAACUGUCAGAAAUAAACCAACCUCCAUCUCCAAAGAGAGUGAAGCAGAUCUCAGAGGUUCCUAGUGGUCAGUCUGCCCAACAGCAUCAAAAAGAGCUGGACUCCAUAUUUAUGGAGCUGAAAAAGAAGAUUUUCACCUUUGAGGAAAGUGAGCUGAAAAAGAUCCAAAUGGCUCUGGGUUCAGAUGAGCCAGAAGGUUCAGAUGAGAAUGAGGAGGAUGAAGAAAAGAAACAUCAGAUGAUCAGCAGCAGAGAAGCAUUUGAGAAGAUCACACAGCACUUCCUGAGGAUGAUGAACCAGGAGGAGCUGGCUGACCGUCUUCAGAGCAAAUCAUUCAUCACCUGUCAACAAACACUAAAGUCUAACCUGAAGAAGAAGUUCCAGUUUGUGUUCGAAGGAAUUGCUAAAUCAGGAAAUCAAACGUUUCUGAAUCAGAUCUACACAGAGCUCUACAUCACAGAGGGAAGAUCUGGAGAGGUCAAUGAUGAACAUGAGGUCAGACAGAUUGAAAAAAAGUCCUGGAAACCAGACAGACCAGAAGCAGCAAUUAGACAUGAAGACAUAUUUAAACCCUCACCUGAAAGAGAUGAACCAAUCAGAGCAGUGAUGACAAAGGGAGUGGCUGGCAUUGGAAAAACAGUCCUGACACAGAAGUUCACUCUGGACUGGGCAGAAGACAAAGCCAACCAGGACAUCCAGUUCAUGUUUCCCUUCACAUUCAGAGAACUGAAUCUGUUAAAAGAUGAACAGUUCAGCUUGGUGGAGCUUGUUCACCAUUUCUUUAGUGAAACCAAAGGAAUCUCCAGGUUUCAAGAGUCAAAGGUUGUGUUCAUCUUUGAUGGCUUGGAUGAGAGUCGACUUCCACUGGACUUCCACAACAAUGAGAUCCUGACAGAUGUAACAAAGACCACCUCAGUGGAUGUUCUUGUGACAAACCUCAUCAGAGGGAAACUGCUUCCCAAAGCUCACCUCUGGAUAACCACAAGACCUGCAGCAGCCAAUCGGAUCCCCACUGAGUUUGUUGGCAUGAUGACAGAGAUCAGAGGAUUCACUGACCCACAAAAAGACGAGUACUUCACUAAAAGAUUUAAAUAUAAGAAGCAGGCAAGCUUGGUAAUCUCUCACAUAAAGAAAUCCAGAAGCCUCCACAUCAUGUGCCACAUCCCAAUCUUCUGCUGGAUCACUGCUACAGUUGUGGAAGACAUGUUGAACAGGAAAGAUGGAGAAGAUCUGCCAACGAGCCUGACUGAGAUGUUCAUCCACUUCCUGGUGGUACAAACCAAACUGAAGAUCAUCAAGUACGAUGGAGGAGCUGAGACAGAUUCAAUCUGGAGUCCAGAGAGCAGGAAGAUGAUUGAGUCUCUGGGAAAACUGGCUUUUGAUCAGCUGAUGAAAAGAAACCUGAUCUUCUAUGAAACAGACCUGGCAGAGUGUGGCAUUGAUAUCAGAGCAGCUUCUACGUACUCAGGAGUUUUCACACAGAUCUUCAGAGAAGAGAGAGGGCUGUACCAGAACAAGGUGUUCUGCUUCGUCCACCUGAGUGUUCAGGAGUUUCUGGCUGCUCUUUAUGUUCAUCUGACCUUCACUGGAUCUGGAGUCAAUUUGCUGGAAAAAUACGAAACAAAAUCCAAGGAAUUGGAAAAAAGAAACCAUGAAUCUCCAGAGACAGACAUUUACCAGAGAGCUGUGGACAUGGCCCUAGAGAGUCCAGAUGGACACCUGGACUUGUUCCUCCGCUUCCUACUUGGUCUUUCACUGGAGACCAAUAAGCAUCACUUAGGAGGCCUUGUGAGACAGACAGAAGAAAGUUCAGCAACUAAUAAAGACACCGCCCAGUACAUCAAGGAGAAGAUGAAUAAUCAUCUGUGUGUUGAGAAAAGCAUCAAUCUGUUCCACUGUCUAAGUGAACUAAAUGAUCAGUCUCUGGUGGAGGAAAUCCAACAAUCUCUACAAACAGGAAGUCUUUCAGCACAUCAACUGUCUCCUGCUCAGUGGUCAGCUCUGCACUUCAUCCUACUUUCAUCAGAGAAAGACCUGGAAAUAUUUGACCUGAAGGAAUACUCUGCUACAGAAGAAGCUCUACUGAACCUGCUGCCCAUAACCAAAGCCUCCUGCAAAGCUGUACUGAGUGGGUGUAACCUCUCAGAGAGAAGCUGUGAAGCUCUGUCCUCAUUGCUCAGCUCAACACCCUCUAGUCUCAGAGAUCUGGACCUGAGUAACAACAACCUCAGAGAUUUAGGAGUGACGCUGCUGUGCAAUGGACUGAUGAGUCCUAACUGUGAACUGGAGAUUCUCAGGCUUUCAGGCUGCAUGAUCACAGAGGAAGGCUGUGCUGCUCUGGCUUCAGCUCUGACUGUGAACCCAUCUCACCUGAAGAAGCUGGACCUCAGCUACAAUAAUCCAGGAGAGGCAGGAAAGGAGAGUCUAGCAGCUAUACUGAAGAAUCCAAGCUUCAAACUGGAGUCUUUAAGUAUGGAGCCUGCAGGAGAGAAAUGGAUGACACCAGGUCUGAAGAAGUAUUCCCGUCCACUAACAGUCGACCUAAACACUGUAAACAGAUUCCUCAAACUUUCUGAAGAAAACGGGAAGGUGACGCGUGUGGCAGAGGAGCAGCCAUAUCCUGAUCAUCCAGACAGAUUUGAUCUCUAUCAGCUGCUGUGUACUGAUGGUCUGACUGGUCGCUGUUACUGGGAGGUUGAGUGGGUUGGGAAAGUCUAUGUAUCACUGAAUUACAGGAGAAUCAACAGAAAAGGAGACAAUGAUGACUCCUGGUUUGGAUUUAAUAAUAACUCCUGGUGUCUAAUCUGCUCAAAUGAUGGUUACAUUGUUUGGCACAAUAGUGAAAAAAAAGCCUUAAUCUCCGUCUCAUCCUCCUCAUUUGUCUCUGGCAGAGUGGCCGUGUAUGUGGACUGUCCUGCUGGGACUCUGUCCUUCUACAGAGUCUCCUCAGAGACACUGAUCCACCUCUACACCUUCAACACCAAAUUCACUGAAACUCUUUAUCCUGGAGUUGGGUUCAGGAGUCGGACUACUGAGUCCUGGUGCACAUUUUAGAGAGU
Poecilia reticulata (guppy) is the source of this 3494-nucleotide messenger RNA. Its product is annotated as protein NLRC3-like. The record is from RefSeq and is a predicted model, not a curated record. Lineage: Eukaryota; Metazoa; Chordata; Actinopteri; Cyprinodontiformes; Poeciliidae. Gene Ontology annotation, molecular function: protein binding.